Molecule: messenger RNA, 3373 nt
Organism: Meriones unguiculatus (Mongolian gerbil)
Lineage: Eukaryota; Metazoa; Chordata; Mammalia; Rodentia; Muridae
Gene: Cdkl4
Product: cyclin dependent kinase like 4
Exons: 10
Coding region: 640-1665 (341 amino acids)
Biological process (GO): protein phosphorylation
Cellular component (GO): nucleus
Molecular function (GO): ATP binding; cyclin-dependent protein serine/threonine kinase activity
Source: RefSeq, a predicted model, not a curated record
AUAGCAGUCAUCUGUGUAGGCAAAGAGACAGGAGAAUCUCCCAAAAGUCACAGCCAGAUCCCCAAAGGGGAACAAAGACCCUGUCUCGAGAUGAGAAGCAAGGAAAACAGGGAUACACACACACUUCCGGUAAAGACGGAAAUAGGCCAACAUGUUUGUUCAUAAAGUGACUAUUGGUCCGCCCGAUAUAGAACGUUUUCCCACAGGACGGCAGAAAUCAUACAAAAAUGGGUGUGAGUUGAGAUAAAUGUAGUGGAACCGUGUUCUGGUUUUGAGAGAAGGCGAUAAAUGUGCUUCCUGGCUUAAUUUCGUUUACAAUGUGAUCCUUGAGGAAAGGGGGAGAUAGGAAGAGGAGGAAAGGACUGUUAAGAAGUGAGGUGUUAACGAGCCACGGCUGACGCCAAACAGCACGAGGAAUGGAGGAAGAGCUAACGUGACAGCUGCGGGGCUGCCGGGGCAGGGACCGGGCCGAGCGGCUGCGCGUCCCGGUUGCCCCGGCGACGCCUCGCUCGGGCUCUCGGGAGUUCUGGGGCAGCCGCGGGGCCGAGGCUCCCCGAGGCUCCCCGCCGCGUCACCUCCGCCUGGUGCUGUGUGGUGUGCGGCUCUGCGCUCCAGCUGCCUUCAGUGGCUUUAACAAAAAUGGAAAAGUAUGAAAAACUAGCUAAGAUUGGAGAAGGCUCCUACGGGGUCGUAUUCAAGUGCAGGAACAGAUCUUCUGGACAAGUAGUAGCUAUCAAAAAAUUCGUGGAAUCCGAAGAUGACCCAGUGGUUAAGAAAAUUGCCCUGCGAGAAAUACGCAUGCUGAAGUUGAAACACCCAAACCUUGUGAGCCUGGUGGAGGUGUUCAGAAGGAAGAGAAAGAUGCACUUGGUUUUCGAGUACUGUGAGCACACACUGCUGAAGGAGCUGGAGAGAAACCCGACCGGAGUUCCUGAUGGAGUUGUCAAAAGCGUGCUGUGGCAAACCCUCCAGGCGCUGAACUUCUGCCACAAACACAACUGCAUUCAUCGGGAUGUAAAACCUGAAAACAUCCUAAUAACCAAGCAAGGAAUGAUAAAGAUUUGUGACUUUGGAUUCGCACGAAUUCUUAUCCCGGGAGAUGCCUACACAGACUACGUCGCCACCAGGUGGUACCGAGCCCCCGAGCUUCUCGUGGGAGACACGAAUUACGGUUCCUCCGUGGACGUGUGGGCUGUCGGCUGCGUUUUUGCUGAGCUCCUGACGGGUCAGCCGCUCUGGCCAGGAAAAUCAGAUAUGGACCAACUUUAUCUGAUCAUCAGGACGCUGGGAAAGCUCAUCCCAAGGCAUCAGUCUAUCUUUAAAAGUAACCAGUUUUUCCGCGGCAUCAGCAUACCUGAACCAGAAGACAUGGAGACUCUUGAAGAAAAGUUCUCAAACGCUCAGCCUGUGGCUUUAAGUUUCAUGAAGGGGUGUCUGAAGAUGAACCCAGAUGACAGGCUGACCUGUGCCCAGCUGCUGGACAGUGCUUACUUCGAUUCUUUCCGAGAGGAUCAAACGAAAAGAAAAGCCCGCAGUGAGGGAAGGAGCCGACGGCGGCAGCAGAAUCAACUGUUGCCUCUUAUACCCGGAAGCCGCCUCUCCCCCACACCUGAUGGAAGAAAACAAGGCCUCCAGUUAAAAUUUGAUCAUCUUCCAAACAUUUAGGGAACCUGUUCCUCCCAGGGCAUUCAUUUAAUAUGUAUAUAUUUUGUAUAAGAUAGGAAUCCUCAGUAUCUCACAUCAAAUGAAUGAGAUGAGUAGGCAGGUGCCCCAGAACUGCUUUGCUUUGAUCAUCACUGAUUCCCUUCCCUGGGCUUUUUCACACCAACUUUGUCUCCUAGAACACUCUCCUUAAAUGUUGUGAGGCCCAAAUGGCACGUCCAGAGGAGAUGCUUUCACCGGAGCUGUACCUCCUCAGGCAAUUAGCCCUGUGAACCUGUGGGUUUGUGCCUCGACGUGGGGGAAGAUUUCUGCGUAUCGUCUCCCUCCAGCGGACUGUGUAACUUCCUGAAGCAGGAUCGGAUCUGCUGGCUGCUCUCGAGUGGAUGGCAUGGAGCCUCUGCACUGGCUCCCUUCUCAGACUUGCCUGGCCUUGCCUCAUCCUGCAUUUCCACUGCUACAGCAUGGUGACUGUGAAAGGGGGUCCAGGAUUACCUCUCCACUCCAGGACAGACUCUACUCUGUUUCGCAUGAGGCGCUGAUGAUUCUGAUCUGAAAGCAAGCUAAAGAAGAUGCCACACGUGAGCAGAGAAACUACAAGGAAUCGCCUACCACGUGACAGCAAUGUCCCUGAGUCACUGGCUGCCCUCUCAAAGGCUGUCCCUGGGGCACCAUGCUUUCUUUUCCUUUUUCCUUCUUUUUCAUCUUUUUUAAUCUAUUUGUGAGUAUGAGAAAGAGGAGGCAGGCAAAGAGAGGCCUCAUAUGUGAAAGUCAAAGGACAAGUUGGAGGCCAGCCUGACCUACAUGGCAAGACCUCGUCUCAACACUCUCCAAAAAGUCCAUCGAAUCCAAGACCCUGCUGCUGAGUGUAUAAAAUACAAAUAAUUCCUGCAUGUAUAGAACGCCACUGUUGCCAUUAGUUGAAAUAUCGGAAGCUACAGCCGGAAGUGGAAAUGUCUUUGUAUCUUUUACAAGAUACAAAUGCUUGUAUCUGAGCAUUUCAUUUCAGACCUAAUUACAGUUAGAUUAAAACGUCAAACGAUGACUGUGGAUUACUCUACAUUUUAAAAUGAUACCUGUUUCAGUUACAGUAAACCUUGUGAGAGACUGGGGCUGUAACCAAAUCAGUGGAACUCUUGCCUAGUAGGCAGGAAGCCCUGGGUGUCAUCUCUAGCAUGGAUCAAAACCACCGUAGUCACACCUGCCUGGAAAUAAAGAUUCAGAGUCACUGUCCUUGGCCACAUGUAGACUUCAAGGCUAAAAUUUUCCAGGCAUGUUUGUGUCAAGGGGCAGGACAGGAGAUUCCAAGUUCAAGGCCAGCUAAGGCUGCAUGCUGAGGCUCUCCAACAACACAAAAGCAAACUAAUGAGUAGUUAACAGUGGUCACUGACCAUCUCUCUAAAUGUCAUGCUGAAAACAUGUGUUUUCUGGUUUUUACUGGUUAUUUUAGAAUGUGUUGGAAUAGAAGUCAGUCUAUUUCAGAUCACUUAAAAGUUGUAGCUAUUGUAAUUAGCAUUUAAUCAUUAGCAUAAUGGUAAUCUAAACCAUUAAAGUUUACUACAAAGCAGUUUGGAUUGAAUUAUGUUAAAUGUAUUAAUAUUAAAUAAAUAUAUUUAAAAAAAUUUAACUUAAGAUGUUUAGGAAAGCUACAUAAGGAUUAAACACUUUAGUGACUGUAUAUUUGUGUAUAUAACUUGACUCUUCUAUAAUUUAU